AUGGUGUGCCAAAGGCCCCUUGGUUCCCAUUUAGAAGGGGACCAGGGAUGCUGCACCCCAGCAGCUCCCGGGCUGAAAGGGGGGCCCCCCACAGUUUUUUCCCCAUUUGGAAAUUGGGGUAGUACAUGUGAUGGGUCCCUGGGCUUCAGACAUUUCCGUCUUGGUCCCCAUGCUCUCAAGAAUUUCACUUUUUUCCCUCGUCCCCCAAAUCCCUAUGAAAGAUUACCCCCCACAGGGGUCCCGGGCCAAGCCUUGCGGGACAACAUCCCCAAACCCCGGGUUUGGGGUCAAUUUUGGGUCCUCGGCCCCAAACAUUUCCCUUUAAGGUCCACCAAAAAGGGGAUCAAAAAACACGGCCCACCCCCCGGGAAACCCAAAGGCCCGGGAAAGUUAUCCGGGGACCCCAUUUUGGGCCCAAGGGGGUCAGGGGAAGGCCGGAAAGGCACGAAAGCCCGGGGGGAAAAACGUGAAAACCCGGGAACAGUUGGCGCUCAAGAGGGCGCCAAACGUUAUGGGUCCACUUUUAAAAGGGGAGCACUGCCUACCCGGUCUUACAACCAAAAGGGGAAACCCGAAGCGGGCGAAAGGGAGCAGAAAUUUGACACCCACACACCAAAGGGGGCCCGGGGCCGGGGAAAGGCUAACACCGACCGGGAAAACGAGGGCCGGGGGCAAGCCCCGAAAAAGGACCUUAAACCCAAACCUCCGGCAACCCAACCGGGGACCAGCGGGGAGACCGCCCCCCAAGCGGGAAACCCCGGUUCCCCGGGCCACAUGGGCACCAACGGACCCACCCCCUUUGAAGGGGGCCCCUUUUAA
This is a messenger RNA of Penaeus monodon (black tiger shrimp), 819 nucleotides long. RefSeq names its product collagen alpha-2(IX) chain-like. The transcript is spliced from 6 exons. The coding region runs from base 1 to 819 and encodes 272 amino acids. Lineage: Eukaryota; Metazoa; Arthropoda; Malacostraca; Decapoda; Penaeidae. The record is from RefSeq and is a predicted model, not a curated record.